This is a messenger RNA of Cornus florida, 665 nucleotides long. Its product is annotated as probable histone H2A variant 3. Gene Ontology annotation, cellular component: nucleosome. The transcript has 2 exons. The coding region runs from base 123 to 530 and encodes 135 amino acids. Gene Ontology annotation, molecular function: protein heterodimerization activity; structural constituent of chromatin; DNA binding. The record is from RefSeq and is a predicted model, not a curated record. Lineage: Eukaryota; Viridiplantae; Streptophyta; Magnoliopsida; Cornales; Cornaceae.
UCGAAUCACUUUUACGAAGUACGGGUCUCUCCCCUCUCUCUACCCCCGCUAUUGAUUUUUCCGACCGACAGACCGUUGACAUCAACCGGCGAAAACCCUAGAUUUCCUUUUUUGGCGGGAAAAUGUCGGGCAAAGGAGCGAAAGGUCUUAUAACGGGCAAGUCCUCCUCUGCCGCAAGCAAGGACAAAGACAAGAAGAAGCCGGUCUCUCGCUCUUCUCGCGCUGGUCUCCAGUUCCCCGUGGGUCGAGUUCAUCGUAUACUGAAAACAAGGGUUUCUGCUAAUGGGAGGGUUGGAGCUACUGCUGCUGUUUAUACAGCAGCUAUAUUGGAGUAUCUUACUGCAGAAGUGCUGGAGUUGGCAGGGAAUGCUAGCAAGGAUCUGAAGGUAAAGCGCAUAACACCAAGGCAUUUGCAGCUUGCAAUCCGAGGGGAUGAAGAACUUGACACCUUAAUCAAAGGAACCAUAGCUGGCGGAGGGGUUAUCCCUCACAUCCACAAGUCACUGAUCAACAAAUCGUCCAAGGAAUAGUUUAGAACUUUUUUUUUUUGGUUAAAUGUUGAGAACAUGUUUACUUUGGCUUGUUAGGUUGUACUCUUUAAAACAUGAAAAGAAUGUGCUGGAAACACUGACAAAGUCCAAUGUGAGGAAGCUGCUUUUCUCUCC